Colletotrichum scovillei is the source of this 1093-nucleotide messenger RNA. RefSeq lists its product as uncharacterized. Lineage: Eukaryota; Fungi; Ascomycota; Sordariomycetes; Glomerellales; Glomerellaceae. The coding region runs from base 221 to 1093 and encodes 290 amino acids. The transcript is spliced from 3 exons. Gene Ontology annotation, molecular function: O-methyltransferase activity. The record is from RefSeq and is a predicted model, not a curated record.
GGUCUGUUCUGUUUCAUCCAUCGUGAUGAUAACUAGACCGGUGGCCCUUGGGCUGAGCUGCCUGGGAAUGCGUACUGUUCUGUUUUCUCUUCCUUCUCGCCUUCUUCUUCGGAUUACCUUGUCUACAUAGAUCUUUCUUUCCAAUUGAAGUAUACCCAGUGCUCAAUACCUGAAAGUGUUGAAGAAUUUUCGUCAUAGUCAGCAAGCACAAAACUCCAAGAUGCCUCACUUUGACGAAAGCAAGGCAUACGCCGUCCAGGAGGAAGUGUUCUUCGACGACGGUCGCGAGAUCGAACUCCUGCACUUUGUCUACAGCCAACCCAACCUCGAUGAGAUCCGCGGCUCGCCGGAGGGCGUGUUGAAGGCGAUUGACGACUUUGGCCGGACCAAGAAGUACCUCAUGAACGUGGGCGAGGACAAGGGCAAGAUUGUAACAGACUUGAUCGCCGAGGUCAAGCCCAAGGUGAUGGUCGAAUUAGGAGGCUACGUAGGCUACUCCUGCAUCCUCUUCGGCGCCGCCGUCCGCAAGGCCUCCCCGGGAGGCGGAGCGCAAUACUUCUCCCUCGAGCGCAACCCCGAAUUCGCCGCCGUCAUCGGCUCCCUCGUCGACCUCGCCGGCCUCACCGACACGGUCAAAGUCGUCGUCGGCCCCAGCGACGCCUCCAUCGCGCGCCUGCACGCCGACGGCACCUUUUCCAAAAUCGACCUCGUGUUCCUGGACCACUACAAGCCCGCCUACACCACGGACCUCAAGCUCGCCGAGCAGCUGGGCCUCGUCGGCCCCGGCUCCGUCCUCGCCGCCGACAACGUCAUCAAGCCGGGCAACCCGCCGUACUUGGAGUACGUCCGCAGCUCGGUGGCCGAGAAGCGCGCCGCCGCCAGAGACGUUGGCGCCGCGAGGAAGGCAGCCGGGUGGCACGACGAGCGCACGGCGAAGCAGUACGAGAAGCGCGAGGGCGAGGAGAGGCUGGACUUGUCGCGCAUCGGGAACCCGAAUCUCCGGUACGAGAGUAAGCUCAUCAACAGCUUCGAGCCGACUGGUGUGCCUGAUGGUGUUGAGAUUACAAGAUGUGUUGGCGAGGAGAAGGAAUGA